AUGAUGAUUGAUCCAGAUUUUAUUUUCCAAAUCUUCUGCGUAAGCAUGAGGGUGAGAGCGAAGCUCGAUAACCCAAAAUCCUACUUUGAAGACAGAACGUGACUCGCUGGCCGAGUGUACCUGCUAAAGCCAAAAAGGCAUAGGGCAGGGAGGGCAGGGCACCCUCAUGCUUACGCAGAAGAUUUGGAAAAUAAAAUCUGGAUCACUCAUCAUACAUUAUUAUGAUUCCAAAACACAAAUAAAUAAAUAAAUAAAUCACACUGUCAUGGAUAAUAGAUGUGAACACUACCAAAGGAAAUGUGCAUUGCUGACCCCCUGUUGCAAUAAAGAAUACAAAUGUCGAGUAUGUCAUGACGAAGCUGAGGGUCAUGUAUUAGAUAGAAGGAAAGUUAAGAACAUUGUUUGCAUGCAGUGCAGAAAACAACAACAGGUCAACCAACAUUGCAUUGAUUGUGGAAUAUUAUUUGGAAAAUACUCGUGUUUGAUCUGCAGGUUGUUUGAUGAUGUUGAUAAAAAACAGUACCAUUGUGAUGAGUGUGGGAUGUGUAGAGUUGGUGGCAGGGAUAAUUUUUUCCACUGUACAAAAUGUGGUUUGUGUCUACCAAAAAGUAUUAAAGAUACUCACAAGUGUUUGGAGAAUGUAUCUCGAAAAAACUGUGCUGUGUGUUUAGAGGAUUUGCAUACUUCUCGAAUGUCAUGUCAUGUUCCCAGUUGCGGCCAUCUUAUCCAUCGGAAAUGCUUCGAAGGUAUGCUACAACAUGGGCAAACCAGUUGUCCGACAUGUAAUAAAAGUUUAGUUGAUAUGUCAUCGCACUGGGAGCAUCUGGACAGGAUUAUAUCGGAAACUCCCAUGCCAGAAUUGUAUCGAGAAUAUCACGUCAAUAUAUUGUGUCGAGACUGCCAUAAAGAAAGCAAAGUUGUGUUUCACGUCAUCGGAUUAAAAUGUCAAACGUGCGGUGGUUAUAACACGACACGAAUAGGCGGUGACGAUCCUCUGCCGGAAGAAGCGUUGGACGAUAUGACGGAGUUGUCUGUUGCAUCGGAUCACGAGGAUUCGUGGGAAACUGUUAGCGUGGAGGAGAGUGAUGCUAUCGAGAGAUUAGAUAGUGAAGAAUGCGAAACAAAUGAACAAGUUGAGGAGACGAUUACACGAAACGAAAGCGAUCCUUCUAAUAACAGCUAACAAACAUUCAUUAACCUAACAAUUAGCCAAUGUUUAAAGCGAAUUUAGAAACAGCUAUAAAUGUGCGACAAACUAGCAAAUAUACGAAUAGCAGCUUUCUAGCGCACAUGCGAAUAGUAGCUAUCGAACAUACGGAAACGGCUAGCGAACAUACAAAAACCGCUAGCGAACAUAUAAAAACCGCUAGCGAACAUGCGAAAACCGCUAGCGAACAUACGAAAACAGCUAGCGAAUAUACAAAUAACAAUUAUCGGACAUUCGAAAACAGCUAGAGGACAUACGAUUACCUAACAAUUAGCCAAUGUAUAAAGUGAAUUUAUAAACACCUAUAAAUGUACGACAAACUAUCGAACAUUCAAAUAGUAGCUAUCGAACAUACGAAAACUGCUAGCGAAAAUACGAAUAACAGCUAUCGAACAUUCGAAUACGGCUAGCGAACAUUCAAAUACUGCUAGGGAACAUUCGUAGAGCAAGUGUAUACGGAAAGUUUAUCAGUUACUGUUAUUUUUGAAUGUUUUACGGUCUGAAAUCUAAAAUAUUGAGUUUUCUUCAAAA
This is a messenger RNA of Hydractinia symbiolongicarpus, 1738 nucleotides long. Its product is annotated as RING finger and CHY zinc finger domain-containing protein 1-like. Bases 266 to 1183 code for a protein of 305 amino acids. NCBI's taxonomy places the organism in Eukaryota, Metazoa, Cnidaria, Hydrozoa, Anthoathecata, Hydractiniidae. Gene Ontology annotation, molecular function: zinc ion binding; ubiquitin protein ligase activity. Gene Ontology annotation, cellular component: nucleus. The transcript is spliced from 11 exons. Gene Ontology annotation, biological process: protein ubiquitination; ubiquitin-dependent protein catabolic process. The record is from RefSeq and is a predicted model, not a curated record.